AUGUCAUCGUACACACAACCACCAGCAGGAGCAGGAGUACCGGCAAUGUCGUUUCCAGCACCCAUCAUGAGGGCGAACGCCCUGUCCUCUCUCCACCCUCCCCCAGAAACUCCCAAGCGACACAGCCUCACAGUUUCAGUCUCAGAUAUUUCCGAGGUUGUGGACGGUAGCGGAAGAUUCAUAGCAGAUGCGGCCCGUGAGACGCUGAUAAAUGCAGCUCGAGACGGUGACGAGAGUUUAGUCAAGAAACUCCUCGAGUCAGGAACAAAUGUCAACGCCGCGGAAAUAUCCGGGAAGACCGCUUUACAGGCGGCAGCGGAGAGCGGCCACGAGGGUAUGGUGGUGCUACUGUUGAAUGCUGGGGCGUCUUUGGUUACACCUGCUGCUGAGUACUCUGGGAGGACGGCAUUGCAGGCUGCGGCGGAGAGGGGAUAUGGUGGGAUUGUGAAAAGGCUUCUAAGCGCUGGGGCGAAAAUCGAUGCUCCCCCAACUGGAGAUUUUGGUAGAACUGCUCUACAAGCAGCAGCGGGAAGCGGUCACAUGGAUGUAGUCGAAAUCCUUCUAAGUUGCGGCGCAAACGUUAAUGCUCCACCAUCCAAAUCGUCCGGGAGGACAGCUUUGCAAGCUGCAGCGGAGGGCGGGCAUGACGAUGUGGUGCUGAUGCUUCUCAGGGCCGAGGCGUACGUCGAUGCAUACCCAUCGAAUUUCCAUGGUAGAACAGCGUUACAGGCUGCAGCUGGGGCAGGGUAUGAAAACAUUAUCGAGAUCUUACUGGAAUCUGGCGCGAGCAUCGAUGCCCCACCUUCAGAGUUUUCUGGAAGAACUGCGCUGCAGGCUGCAGCGGGGGAGGGGAGAGAAAAUAUAGUUUCUCUGCUUUUAAGAUAUCAGGCAAAUAUAAAUGCGCCGCCGGCAAACUCUUCCGGGAGGACUGCGCUACAGGCUGCGGCAGAGGCCGGCCAUGAGAGAAUCGUGAAAAUGUUGAUCGACGCCGGGGCAGACACGGAUGCUCCAACAUCAGAAUUUUCCGGAAAAACGGCACUGCAGGCUGCAGCGGGAGGUGGCCAUGAGGAAAUUGUAAGGCUCAUCCUAGAAGCAGAGAUUUCUACGGGAGCGGCGAAAACGGAAUCGUAUGGAGCGGAAGCACUGGAGGCUGCUGUAAAUGCUGGACAAAUGAAGAUUGUGAGGAUGCUACUGGACGCUGGUGUGAAUAUAAACACUAGAAACUCCAUGGGAAGAACGUGCCUGUUCUCAUUGAACAUGAGUAGUGAGAUGUUGCAGGAGCUGGUGAAACUAGGCGCUUUUAUCGACCAUGCGGAUUAUGAUGGAAUGACACCGCUACAUUAUGCUGCUGAGAAUGGGUGCAAGGAACUUCUUAUCAGUCUGCUAGAUGCAGGCGCCGAUAUGGAGAUUGAAGAUAACAGAACUCGAAGGCCAUUACAUUUGGCGCUGGAGAAGAAGUAUGAGGAGUUGGUGAAGGUGAUGCUUGGCAGGGGUGACAAUAUUCGGGAAUCCCGUGUAAAGAGUUGGCGAGCAGUAUUGAAUGCAGGUGAAACCGACAUCAUUAUGAUAAGCGAGGGUUCGUCCGGUGCGAACGAUAUCAAGAAGGUUGACAUCGAUAAUGCGAAAAUUGGGAUCGAGACAGAUGAUUUGUUACCAUUGAAACAAUUUUAUAAUGCAAAUGGGCUCAAAUGGGAUGAUGCAAAAUGUAAAAGACUCGUUGAUCCCUGGAACUUCAUGUCGAAAUAUUUGGCUUUACAUGGUAAUGUUCGCCCAGAAACCAGCGGUGCCAAUGUGCAAUGGAUAUGGGCGCUGGUGAACCCAAGAAAAGACUUACACGGCCCUACACGGAACUAUGGUCUUGGGAUCCCAAACAUUGGAAAUAUCGCAACAACUGCCCAUACCAAAGCAAUAUUGGUCUGCUAUGUUGCAUUUGACUUCUUUGUUCACAUCCCUCCAGAAGAGGCACAACUUGAGCCUGAUGAAACCCCACAGGAAUCGUGCUUCCAUACUGAGAUCCAGAAAACACAGAUCUCAUGGGUCAUGCGAAAAGCUGGAUCUGGGGACCAGCAGAUUUUCCGCUCCAUGAAUUACAGGAGUACUUUGGAGUAUGGCUGUGUGCCGAGGCAUGGGGUUGAUUUCUUUACUCUGUUCAUUGAAGAUCUACACCAUAAGUGGCUGGAUAUCUUUCAUAAAGCCGAAGAACACCUCAAACAAAGCCGAAAAAACCUCUUGCUCAAAGAGGGGCAAACCACUAGUCUUAUACGAACAUUUUUAAGAGAUGCACAACUAUGGUCGGAUUUCAGAACAUUAUAUAAGCAGCACGUGAAGGAGGCCAGAGCUUUGGUGAAAGAUUUCCGCGAGAAGCGACUGCUUUAUGAUGAAGUCAACCACUUCGAAGACAAAGCAACAUUAGCCGAGGAAUGCCCCGAGGACAGUACAGAGAGCGAAGCGUCAUCAAUCAUUUUUUCCGACUGCCCCGAGCGCGAUAAAAAGAAGAAGAAGAAGGAGAAGAAGAAGGACAAAAAGGGGAAAGUAUCCAAAGCGAAAAGGGAUAAAAUAUAUCUCGAGACGAAACAUUUGGAUGAAUUGAUAGAAGCUAUGAAGAAGGACUGCAGAGAAAAUAUAAGAAAAUUGGAGAAAAGGACGAAGGACAUGAUUGAACUCGAAUUUAACUUGGUUUCUAUUUUCGAAGCACGGAUAUCAACCACAACUGCCCAGAGCAUGAAACGUCUCACCUGGAUCACUUUUAUUUUUCUACCAUUGCUUUUCGUAGCUAGUUUGUUCGGUAUGAACUUGGAUAUAUUGGAAACUGGUCCGGUCAAGUGGUGGUGGUAUGUGGUUUUAAGUUUCUCACUAUUCGUAAUGGUCCUCGCCGGAUGGGCUAUCUUCAAAUAUUCUAGCCUUCCCCAUAGCUCCACGUUUAAGAUGUCUCAAUAUUCUCGCCUCGAUACCGAAGAUGACCCACAGUCACUCAGUACUCAGCCUUUGAUAGCGAACCCAGAUGUUCUUUCCGAUCCCACAGAAAACGCGGACAACCCCGAAGACGGAGCUAUCACAGGCUGGAUAUGGCUCCUCACCUUGACAGCUGGCAUAAGUGGUCUGCUGUUCGGCUAUGAUACAGCUUCCAUCUCGGCUGCAUUACUACACCUUGGCCCGUCGCUCUCCACGCCGGAGAAGCCUGUAACAACGUGGGAUAAGUCGCUGAUAACGUCCUCCACAUCACUCGGUGCGUUGGUAGGCGGUUUGUUUGCUGGAUUGCUGGCAGAUCGCAUUGGGCGGAGAGGGGUCAUCUGGGUUGCAGAUGUCCUGUUUAUUCUUGGUGCCAUAUGGCAGGCUCUCGCCGGGAGUGUGGGCAGCAUGGUAAUAGGUCGUGCUGUGGUGGGCUUGGGUGUUGGUGUUGGAAGUCUGAUUGUGCCGCUAUACAUCUCCGAGCUAUCCCCUCCAUCACACCGAGGUCGCCUGGUCGUAAUUAAUGUUUUGUUUAUCACAUUCGGCCAGCUAAUUGCUUAUGCUGUUGGUCUCAUCCUUUCUCCACCAACCCUCUCUCAAGACCUUAGCUGGAGAUUUAUGCUUGGACUCGGUGGUGUCCCUGCCUGCUUCCAGUUCGUGUUUAUGUUUUUCAUGCCAGAGACGCCGCGAUGGCUAGUACAGCACUCUCGUCGCGAUGAAGCUGCAAGAGUUGUACGGAAGAUCUAUGGCGACCUCUCUGAAACAUCAGUCGAGAAAGUCCUUGGUAGUAUCGAACAGGGUAUAGAGACUGUGUCAAAAGAUCCCUUCAUGGCCAAGCUCAGAGCGAUCUUUGCAGUUGGGAGCAAUCGGCGUGCUCUAGCAAUAAGUUGCUUGCUUCAGGGCCUCCAACAGGCCUGCGGGUUCAAUUCUCUCAUGUACUACUCGGCCACUAUAUUUUCCCUAGUGGGGUUCAAGAACCCUACCGCUACUGCAAUGGUCGUUGCUGGAACAAAUCUGGUUUUUACCGCGUUGGCCUUCACAUUGAUUGACCGGAUCGGGAGGAGAAGGAUCCUACUUUGGUCGAUCCCGGGUAUGAUAGUGGGGCUAUUAUUGUGUGCGAUAGCUUUCCACCAUCUGCCAAUUCUGACCACCACUGCUCUUUCAGAGCCUUCGCCUUCCAUAUGGACCCCACUGCUUAUCAUAUUUAUGAUGGCAUAUGUAGCAGCCUAUGCGAUCGGUGUCGGUGCCAUCCCGUGGAUCGUACAGUCCGAGUUCUUCCCUAUGCGUGUUAGAGGACUCGGAACGGGAAUGGCUACAGCUACAAAUUGGGUGCUCAACUUUGUCGUUGGGGCGACCUUCCUUCCUGCUGUAGAAUGGAUGUGGGGCGGAGCUGAGGGGCUGUUUGUCGUUUAUGCGCUGGUGUGCGGGGGUGGGUUGCUGGCGGUUUAUAGGAUUUAUCCUGAGACGAGAGGUCUUAGGAUGGAGGAGAUUGAGAGUGUGCUGAGGAACGGAUGGGGAGUGAAUAGAGGAACAAAGAGGGGGGCAGCAGAAGACGAUAUUUGA
Messenger RNA from Morchella sextelata, 4512 nucleotides. RefSeq lists its product as uncharacterized. NCBI's taxonomy places the organism in Eukaryota, Fungi, Ascomycota, Pezizomycetes, Pezizales, Morchellaceae. Bases 1 to 4512 code for a protein of 1503 amino acids. Gene Ontology annotation, cellular component: membrane. The transcript has 9 exons. Gene Ontology annotation, molecular function: protein binding; myo-inositol:proton symporter activity; metal ion transmembrane transporter activity. The record is from RefSeq and is a predicted model, not a curated record. Gene Ontology annotation, biological process: transmembrane transport; metal ion transport.